AAUUAACACGCACGCACGCACACCCUCUCUCUCUCUCUCUCUCUCCAUUUCGCCCUAUAAAACCACUCCUACUUGCUUUCUUCCCCUCAGACAUUGUCUCUCUCUUUUUCUCUUCCACCUUCACAAAGAUUUUUAAUUACAACAACACCAAUGGCUCCAAGAGACAACAGACCCACUGCGCUUGCUGGGCCCGCCCCAGGCCCAACACCGCCCCACGCCACCGCCAAAGAGAUCCGCUACAGAGGCGUCAGGAAACGCCCCUGGGGACGCUACGCCGCCGAGAUCCGCGACCCGGGCAAGAAAACACGUGUCUGGCUCGGCACCUUCGACACCGCCGAGGAAGCUGCGCGCGCCUACGACACCGCCGCGCGUCAGUUUCGCGGCGCCAAGGCCAAGACCAAUUUCCCCACUCCUUCCGAACUCGUUAACAACGCGCGUAGUCCCAGCCAGAGCAGCACGCUCGACUCCUCCUCCUCCCCUCCGCCGCCGCUCGACCUCACCCUCACGCCGCUCUCCGCCGCCGCCGCCGCCCUCUCCUUCCCCGUCUCUCGUCCCGUCCUCUUCUUCGACGCCUUCGCCCGCGCCGAAAACGUGAUGAACAUCCCCCGCCGCGAGACCUGCGGGUUUGAGCGUCCGGCGGCGGAAUUCCGCCGCGUCGAUUCCGAUUCUUCGUCCGCCGCUCAGCGGCGCGGACUCUUGGAUCUCGACCUGAACGUUCCUCCCCUCCCGGAGGUUGCCUGAUUCGUCGAUCUGGUUUUUGGUUUCUCAAUUUUUCGCGCUUUUUGAAGCAUCUCGUAGUGCUACCAUUUUGGAAGAGGGAAAAAAAAUGGAAUCUCCAGUGAGUAGUUGACACGAUGCUCGGAUUGGUUGAAGAUAAUUAGAUAACCGGCACGUUAUGUAAAUAUGCUUAUAACCGAAAGCAAACGUGGUUUUUGCUUUUUCAGUGUUUUUUGCAACUGAGAACUUAUUCAGAGUAUCUCCCGUUGUUUCUGCAAUUUCCUCAAAAUUAAAUAUAUAAAUACUUACUGGCAUUUCUAUCUAUCAUGUUCA
This is a messenger RNA of Cajanus cajan (pigeon pea), 1050 nucleotides long. The record is from RefSeq and is a predicted model, not a curated record. Lineage: Eukaryota; Viridiplantae; Streptophyta; Magnoliopsida; Fabales; Fabaceae.